Messenger RNA from Anarrhichthys ocellatus (wolf-eel), 2798 nucleotides. Its product is annotated as spatacsin-like. Gene Ontology annotation, cellular component: dendrite; cytoplasm; synapse. Lineage: Eukaryota; Metazoa; Chordata; Actinopteri; Perciformes; Anarhichadidae. The transcript has 14 exons. The record is from RefSeq and is a predicted model, not a curated record. The annotation marks the transcript as partial. Gene Ontology annotation, biological process: synaptic vesicle transport; chemical synaptic transmission; axo-dendritic transport.
ACAGCAGCUACACACUCUGGCGUCUAAAGGCGUAAAGCUGGCGGAGGCGGAGCCUGGAGCAGCAGACGAGCUGAUUGGCUACCUGGAAGCUGCAGUGACAGACAGCCUGGAGCAGAAGGGCAUCAGCAGGUCGUCCUACGAGGCGGCUCAGGAGUGGGCGUUGCCUGUUCAGUUCUGUCAGCUCCACAGUCUGAAGCUCAGCUCUGUUUACCCCGCCCACUGCACCGAUGACGGACAGUUCAUCCACUUCCUGUGUUUUGUCCAGCUGCACAGCUUCCCGCCCCAGCAGGUGAAGUCACUGACAGCUCAGUUUGGCCCCACCCUGCAGGCCCACCUGAGUCUGGCGUUUCAGGACCUGCAGGUGUGCAGCCAGAGGAGGUGGCCCCGUGGCUCUGAGGAGCAGCCCGUGUCCCUGAACGCAGAGGAGGCCCCCGGGAGCCCGGAGCACCCCGGGAGCCCGGAGCGCCCCAGGGAGCUGUUCCAGGCCCUCCUGCAGAGCCAGGAGGAGGCGGCGCCCUGCAGGUACCUGCUGCAGGAGGCGCUGGUGCAACGCUGCCCAACGCUGGCUGUAAUGGCCGCUUGUCAACAGGGGGCGGAGCUACUGCCGUGCCUCUGUGUGUGGUUGUUGACCUCCGUCGAUGACGUCACAGCUGGAGAAGCCGCCGCCCACCUGGCCGAAGCCCCCGAGCACCACGAGUGGACACUACACGACCUGUCAAUCAUCUGGAGGACGCUGCUGGGGCGGGGCCACGUCAGGCCCCUCCUACGAGGCUUCGAGCUCUUCCAGCGGGACUGUCCUCUGGUGUUGGUGCUGAGGAUGUUUGAGUUGUGUUGUGACUACAGGAACUUCUCUGAGGCCAAAGCCAAGCUGCUAGACUUCCAGAGGACGCUGAUCACUCUGAGAAACGGAGGCCCGGCGCCCCCCGGUGGACUCCCCCUGCAGUGGGUGGAGAGCCAGGCCUCCGUGCUGCUCCUCACGAUGCUGCAGCGCUGCUCCUCCCAGUACGACCUCCACCGGCUGCUGCAGCUGCUGGCCGACGUCGACAAGCUCCUCAAAUCCAACGGUCCAGACUUCAGGAAGCUGAGUCAGCUCAGCCAGCUGCUGCAGGGAUCAGAGGUCAGCCUGUCUCCCAGGCUGCUACAGUGCAGUUCUCCCUCCGUCCAACAGGAGGAGUUCCAGGCCGCGGUGGACGCCCUGCAGGCCAGGGGGCGCUAUAGCGCGGCCAGACAGGUCGCCCUGCUGGCUGGGCUGCCCGUCCACCGCCUGCUGCUCAGCCAGCUUCUCCAGGAGGUAAACUCCCAGAAGUCCAAGCGCCAGUGGAGGAGGCUGGAGACGCGAGUCGGUCUGUGGAGGAGGUGUCACGAGCAGCUGAAGGCUGAAAGCGCCGAUCCGGAAUCGGCCUCCCGGUUCUUCCUGUCUCAGGCCGACACGGUGACCGCCGACCCGCCGGAGGCUCAGAUCGAGCUGCUGGACGUCCAAGAGCGCUGCCUGCUGCUCUGCCUCGCCGCCCGCUGGCUCUCGCUGCUCAGCCCGGCUCCCGGGGACCAGCUGGAGAGCCUGGAGAAGAAGCUGUGGAUCGGCCGGGUGCGACGACACAUCCUCGCCGCCGCCAUGGAGAAGGAGAGCGUCUUCAACCUGCCGCCGCCCGCCGUCACGCCAGAACUGAUGAGGGAGUUCUCCUUCUCCAGCAUAUCGGGCCUGAACACCGAGAGGUGGCUCGGUCUGGAGGGACUCCCCGGUCCCGGUGAGGACCAGGAGGAGCUGAACAGCGAGGCCCCGUUGAGUCCGGAGGAGAGGAGCGCUCUGGCUGCUCUCAUUGGUCAGUUAUUGGAGGAAGGCAGCAUCCACGAAGCCAGCCGGAUCUGCCGGUAUUUCUCUCUGUAUCACCGGGACAUGUGGGUGGUGCUGCGCUGCAGAGGUCUAGCCUCCGGAGACUUGGACCCUGAACCGCAGGAGGAGGCCUCAGAGGUUCAGCCAAAGAAGAGCCUCACCAGCUAUCCCUCGAUGAGCAGCCUGUCGUCCUUCGUGAUGCUCCCCCUCCCCGAAGACGAGGUCGCCGUCCAGCUCCAGAAGCUGGUGGAUCAGUGUCGCAACGGCAAGACCUACUGCAAACAAGUCCUCAGCCUCUACCAGCUCUCCAAGGAGCUGCAGUGCUCCUUCAGCCAGAUGUGCAGGGAGGAGCCUGGCUCGGUGCUGGAGAAGCUGCUGCUGUCGGAGCAGCCGGAGCGCUUCAGGAAAGCUCAGCUCUUCAUCAAGGCUCAGGGUCUCUCUGCAGACUCUGUGGCCCAGCUGGUGUCCUCGGCUGUGGUCCAGGCGCUGCUGGCCUCCUCCUCGUCCUCCUCCUCCGCCCAGGAGCUGCAGCCCGCAGAGAGGCAGGUGUUCAGGCAGUCAGAGGGGCGUCACUCUCUGGUCCAGCUCUUCAAACUGUGUGACGAUCCGAACCUGGUGGGAGUCAAACUGCUGGAGAACCUCAACACUGUUCCACUGAGAGACCUGAGCUGCAUUGUGGAGUUGCUGGUCGUGGCUCACGACUGCUUCAGUCUCACCUGUAACAUGGAGGGCAUCGUCAGAGUGCUGCAAGCCGCCCGACACCUCAGCCACACCUACCUGGCCCCGGGGGAGCACUACAGCCUGCUGGUGCGUCUGCUGACGGGUAUCGGCAGGUACAACGAGAUGACGUACGUCUUCGACCUGCUGCAUCAGAACCAUCGCUUUGAGAUGCUGCUGAGGAAGAAGAUGGACACGGACAGAGGACAGGUACACACACACACACACACACACACACACACACACACAC